AGCGCGCGCGCGUCUCGGGGCGGCCGGGCGCUGCUUCCAAAACGAGGCGGAGAAGGUCACGGCGGGAGGCGCGCGCGGCGCCGGCACGUUCGUGGAGCGAGCGGGAGAGCAAGCAGCCCUUGGCGUCGCACCGCCAGCCCUCUGCGCCGGGUCCGCGCCGCUUUGUCUGCCCGGCCCGAGCCGGCCCGGCUGCGCUGCGCGGUUCGGCCCGGCCUGGCCCCGGGCUGCGGCGGAGGAGCCGCCAUGGAGGCCGUGAGCGCGCUGCUGGCCGGCUGCCCCUCGGGCGGCCUGGCCGGCGGCCUCGGAGUCACCGUGUGCGCCGCCGCCGGCGUUCUGCUCUACAGAAUCGCGCGCAGGAAAAAGCCGACCCAUACAACUGUCAACUGCUGGUUCUGUAAUCAGGACACCGUGGUGCCCUACGGAAACCGCAACUGCUGGGACUGCCCCAACUGUGAACAGUACAACGGCUUCCAGGAGAACGGCGACUACAACAAGCCCAUCCCUGCCCAGUACCUGGAGCAUCUGAACCACGUGGUGACCAACGCUGCCUCCUUCUGUGACGGCCCUCAGCCCCAGCAGUGGGUGAGCAGCCAGGUCCUGCUGUGCAAGAAGUGCAACAGCCACCAGACCACCAAGAUCAAGCAGCUGGCCUCCUUCGCCCCCAGGGAGGAGGGCAAAUAUGAUGAGGAAAUUGAAGUCUACAGACACCACCUGGAGCAGAUGUACAAGCUGUGCCGGCCCUGCCAGGCGGCUGUGGAAUAUUACAUCAAACACCAGAACCGGCAGCUGCGCGCUCUGCUGGUCAGCCACCAGUUCAAGCGGCGGGAGACCGACAAGACCUACAUGCAGAGCUUCUGUUCUUCACCAGUGACUGCUCCAGCCCAGGUCAUCCUCCUCCGCUUCCUCGCCUUCCUGAUCUGCAGCUUCCUACUCGUCACUGCCCUGUAUGGCUCUGGCCAUCCCUUCUUAGCUGCCUCCUGGACCCCUGCUCUGUUGGCAGGGGGAAACGUCUCUUCUUCUGGGACCUCGGACUCUUCCAACACCACUGCUGAUCCAGAAGCCCUGGACUGGCAGCAGCUGCUCCACCUGCUUCCUGAGCAUGUGCUCGAGAAGCUCUGUGAGGCUUGGGACUUUGGCCAGAGCCACCAGAUGGUGGUGGUGGCAUUGGGCCUGCUCACCUGCCUUCUGGCCAUGCUGCUGGCCGGCCGCAUCAGGCUCCGGAGGAUCGACGCCUUCUCCUCUUUCCUGUGGUUUCUGAUCCUGGGACUGCACCUGGUGGAGCGCUAUGUAGAAGUGGACUCCCUCUGCUGGCUCGACACGCUCAAGUUCAGCGCGACCUCACUGUGCUGCCUGGUGGGCCUGACUGCAGCCGUGGCUACCCGCAAAGCAACGGGCCAGCGGAGAUACCGGCCCCGAAGGUAUCUCUCAGGAGACUCCAGUCCCUUCUUCCCCAGCAGCAAUGGACUGGCCUUUCCAUACCCUCCAGUGUCACCCACCAUGCUGUUCCCAGCCCCAGCCCCGCCCACCCUCUUCCAGCUGACCAACCAGCAGCUGUUCAGGUCUCCACGACGCACGUCCUCUUCCUCCCUGCCAGGACGACUCAACAGAGCCCUCUCCCUGGGGACCAUCCCCUCCCUGACCCGAGCAGAUUCAGGAUAUCUCUUCAGUGGAAGCCGCCCCCCAUCUCAGGGAUCUCAAUCCAAGGAGUCGCCUAUAUCAGAUUACUUCACUCUGCUGUCUGGGAGCUGUGCCUCGUCCCCUCUUCCUUCCCCAGCUCCCUCCGUGGCAGGAUCUGUGGCCUCCAGCUCUGGCUCUCUUCGCCUCCGCCGGCCACUCAUUAGCCCAGCCCGCCUCAACUUGAAGGGGCAGAAGCUUCUGCUCUUCCCAUCCCCCGGGGAGACCCCCCACAGUCCCAGCAGCUCCGACGAGCCCAGCCCUGCUGACGGCAGUCUGCUCAGUCCGGAGUUCUCUCGGUUCCCUAGCAAGAGGCAGCCUGUCCAGGGCCUCCAGCGCAUGCGUGACCUGCGGUCCCCGGUGGAGAACGGCAGCCUCUGCAGCGACCUCUCCGUCAGAAAAGAGGACGGCUCGUCCCACUCGUCAGCCUGCGUGGUGGACACCACGACCAAAGGGUGCCUGGAGGAGGCGGCGAGCUGGAGAGCUCGCUUCGGCAGCUCGGUGGUGCGCGGCCUCCUGGCCGUGAGCCUGGCAGCCAACGCUCUCUUCACGUCUGCCUACCUGUACCAGAGCCUGCGCUGAGCCCUGCCGCCGGGGCGCCGGGCCCUCGGACCGCCCCGCAGGAGGGGCUCCCGUAACACACGCCACGGGUCACGCCGCCCCCACCUCUGCCCUCCCCCACGGGCCUGGCUCUUUCCUCCCGCCACCACCAAAGACUGCAGGGCGGGAACCCCACCCUGGGGUCCGGCUCCCGCCCCGCCGAUGUCUCUGGCUGUCGUCCUCCCAAGCCAGUGACUUCGGUAUUAUGUAUUCAGGAAUGGAAGCAGCUGCUGCCAGGGAAAGGAGAGACCGGUCCAGGGCUCGGCAGGAGACGCAGCAGCUGGUCCCAUCUUCCCUUUUUCCCCAUUUUCUAAACAGGACGGCUGCUCUGCCCAGGGCUCGGGCUUAGGCCCUCGGUGGUCUUCCGGGUCCCACCUGAGGGUACUCUGGUUGCUCGGGCCUGUGGGGUGUUGGAGCCCAGGCUUCCCCAGGAAGUUCCUCUGGCCAGAGGGACCUCUACCACUGACCCAAUGGGCUCUCGGGCCACCACAAGCCAGACUGUUGUCCCGUCCCAUCCCGUCUGUGGGGCAUGGCUUUGUCAAGGCCAGGCUGGCUCCCUCGGGCUUGAUUUGGGAGGAACCGUGGCCCUCCCCAGGGCUCAGCUGGGGGCUGUGUUCCUUGGGGCUCAGAAACACAGGCGGGGGGGAGGGGUGCCUUUCAUUCUGGAGCAAGAAGAGGUGGUGGAUUUGAGGGCCCUUGUCCGGGAAGCCCAACAUCUGAAGGAUGAGCACCCUCUACCUUGCCCUCUUGGGCUGCCAUCCUAUAGCAGGCUCUGGUCCCUCUGUCUGUCUCCUGUUGGGGCAGUGAAAUCGACUCUGUGCCAAGGAAGCACCUUCCUCUGUGGCCACCACCUGGGGCCUCUGCCCCACUCCCUCAUCCCUUCACACAUUUUGGGUCUGAGCGGCCAGACGCCCCCUCCCCCCCAAUUAGUGCAUUUUGUCCCAGCUCUCCCCACCCCCAGACGCCCUAGGGCCGAGUGUCAGCUUGCCUCCCUCCCCCCUCUCCUCCUACUCCAGCCCAGCUCUCUUCUUGUGGCCAAGGCCACCCUUGUGCCCUGUUGUUUUUUCUAGGACAGCUCCUCUCUUUCUCCCCACCCACUAACAGUGGGGGGCUUCACUGUGAAACCUCUCCCCAAACGAUCUGCUCGGUCAGAGGGGACAGAUGGUGCUACCUCCAGCUUCUGUGCUUUUCUUGGAGACCCCACCAUCUGGGUUCGGCUGGCCCCCCUGCCAGCCCCCUGCUGCACCCGCCUCUGUUUUCACCCCCCAUUUCUUCUUUUCUUCUGGCGACUGCCGGUGCGGUGAUUUUAUCCGUCUGCACUUCUUUUUUCCUUCCUGACUCUCCCAUGUUGCGUCCCCCAGUGAGCUUGAGAAGGGGAAAACGGGCUUUUGCUAUCUGGUGCUUGAACUCCCUGGGAGGCCGGGCCUGAUGGCUGACGAGACCCAUGUCCACAUCUGUGUGGUGUUUGUGUUCGGAGCCAAACUGGGUACAUCGUUGGGCUUGAGCUUGGGCUGUAUUGCAUGUGUCCACGUCACACAUGGUGGGCGUCUGUCUCAUAGAAUCGGGCCCCUGCCUGUGAGGGAGUUCUUGGCAGGGCUGCAGAGAACAUUCAGAAGAUUCAGAAGGGUAUCUCACACGGUGGUGUUAGAGAAGGGCAUUUUACUGUUCUAAAAAAGCCUUUCCUCUAGGAAAACUUUCCUCGAGGGCUGAGAGGCAGUUCUGGUUUAGGAAGUCCUAUUACUGACAUAGGCAUGCAGCGUGACCCUGGGCAAGCCAUUGGAACCCCAGCUUUCUUAAGACUAAGUUACAGAGGAAUUGAUGAAGUCACAGAUCUGGAAGGAAGCAGUCCAUGACUAAGAGAUUGAUAAUACCACUCAGUCCUAACUAGUUAGCACUUAAAAAACUAGGUUGGGUGGUUUGUUUUUUGUUUUUUCCAAUUUUAGUAAAUUAGUCCAGACAGUGAGGUUUUUGUUUGCUUGCUUGUUUUAAACACAAACACCACCUCUGUUUUCCCCAUUACUCCCUUCCCAAAGAAAUAGUGAAUGGGGACCCUUCAGAUAGUGCUGAAGUCUCCCAGUGGGGCCAGAGCAACCCCUCAGGACUCAGGUGCUGCCUUGAGGGAAGAGCCUCCCCUUCCUCCUCACCCCAGCUCAUCUAGCCUUCAUAGGAGACUCCUUACUGGGGAAGCCAGGCAGCAAUAUCCCUUAGCCCCUUCUCCCAAGCUUUCUUCAUCACCAUUAUUAGUGAGCCAUGUGCUGUAGAGGGGUAUCAAACUGUGUGAGGGUUGGGGGUGGGACAUGGGGGAUGGGAUGGCAUCUCCCAGCUGGUUUAGAGUUUUGUUCUGUUUCAAGCAAAAAAAAAAGAGAAACUUUAUUUUUCUUUAUAAAAGGAAAUUUAAAAAAGAUGUCUGAUAUUUUUUGAAUUUUGAUUUUUUUAAAUGUUGAAAUAUAAAUCUCAGUGCUGUGUUUGUAUUUAUUUAUGUUUCUGGUCAGCAUUGCCAUUGCCUGGCCUACUUGGUGGGCUGGGCCUGAGGAUCCGGGCUUGGAAUUGGGAAGAGAAGCUUCCCACCUUGAGAGGAGAUUUCUCUUGUUCUGGGAAUAUUUUGGGAUGCUCCAGGAAAGCGGAGGUGAGGAAGCUGACCGAUGCUUCCUGAAGCUGCAGCAGUAUUAGCUUAGUUAUCUCAGAUUUUCAUGAGUGUUAACUGUUCAGCCUGGCAGAGCAAGAGAGGUGCUGGACCUGGUUAGGGCUGACGGAGGGCGUGGAGUUCUCUGCUAGGUACUGAAGAAAAGAAGAAAAAUAGUUUUCUUCUAUUUGUUUUGGGUUCUUGCAGUUCUUUUUGUUUUAGUUUAUCAGCACCAUCCAGUCUCCUUGCUUCCUGCAUCUUCUUUCUCUGAUCCAUCUGCAGUGUGGUUGCCACUUCAUUCCUGGAGCAUCGGGAUCUGGCUGUUAGUUCUGUGCUGAAGUCUUCCUUGGCUCCCCAUUACCUCCAGGAUGGGAUACAAACUGCCUUUAAGCCUUUCCUCGAGUGGCUCUAGCCUACUUUUCUAAACUACAGAUUGCUCCCCUUUCAUGCAUUCUAUGGUGGUUCUCAUCUUUUUUUUUCAGUCCAGGAUUCGGUUUUCUUUGCCAUGAGGAACCACAGCACACCUCGGGAUUUGGCUGCAGUGUAAGAGGCAGUGCAGUUUCCCUUCAAUAAGAGAAGAAUUUUUGAUGAAUCCUUUGUAGAGAAGUGUGUACAUGUCCUAAAUAAGUUGUAUUCAUUUUUUUUUUUUUUCAAAAGGUACACUUAACCACACUGGUGUGCUGUCUACGUAAAGUCUGCCCUCAACAAAACAAAUCGAUUUUAUCUUCAGUAACCAGACAUUCAAAAUCUGGGUGCUCCCAGGCACACUCUCAGAGGACACUAUUUCAC
Messenger RNA from Sarcophilus harrisii (Tasmanian devil), 5686 nucleotides. RefSeq names its product transmembrane protein 201 (gene TMEM201). Gene Ontology annotation, cellular component: nuclear inner membrane. The coding region runs from base 244 to 2256 and encodes 670 amino acids. The transcript is spliced from 11 exons. Gene Ontology annotation, molecular function: actin filament binding; lamin binding. Gene Ontology annotation, biological process: nuclear migration along microtubule. Lineage: Eukaryota; Metazoa; Chordata; Mammalia; Dasyuromorphia; Dasyuridae. The record is from RefSeq and is a predicted model, not a curated record.